AAUUAGAUUAACUGUGUAAAAUAUAAAGGUGGUGAUCUUUUUGGAUUACUUUCUUGUAAUUUCCUCUUUAAAAUUCAGGUGUAUCCGUCACAGGUUGUCAUUUUACCGCUAACCACAAUGAGAGACGUCACACCUUCUGAAAAAUACAUGUAUACUUAAAAUAGAAAAGGAACACAGUGCACGUCGUAAAUUUUCAUAGUGAAACCUACUGACACUGCCUGCAAUAGUCAUGGCAGGCUCUGGAUUACUUAGUGUUAUAAUAUGUGUUGGAUUUACUAGUGUUUGUUAUGUUGUGUCUUAUCCUUUCUACGCGUACCACAAACUCCCUACCUCCAUCGUCCCUGUGAACUGUGGGGGGAACAGCACGGUGUAUGAAGUGAUGGGAAUCGGGCACCAGUUAUGUGGUGAAGAUUACAUUAACACUAAAAAGGAAAAUGUAACUCAGUUUGGAAAAGAUUUUUUGAAAUACAUGGACGAUUGGUCUACGCUAUGCAAGAUGGAUUCCGAUAACGACAAUCGAACGAAUGGACAGGAACUCGGCGACCCCGACUGUAACUGGAUCAACAAGGACGAACGCAAGGCCGUCAGUCAUCCUGGGUAUGGGGAGGACGAGGUGAUCGAUGAAAAUGGGGAAGUAUCCUACGUCAUUCAAAAUCAAGAAGAGGUAUGUGGAACUCCGGACAAGGUCACGUGCUGGAGAUACACGCAUGGACGAGGAAUUCACCACAGAUAGGGACUUCCGGUCUGGUAAAAAAAAAACCCAGCAACCAAGAGUACAAAUCUUGAAGGGCCGCACACUUGAGUACUUCUGAAGACAAUUGUUUUAAACACUGAUGUGAUUGCAUUAUGAUGAAUAGACAUUAAAGAGAUGUAGAAAAGUAUGAGGCUGUCACGAUAUAUAAUUGUACACUGUAUUAUGAAAUUUGUUAUCUGUACAUAGAACAUGUUUGAUAAUGUACAUGUAAUUACUAUAAAUUAUACUUGUGUGGU
This is a messenger RNA of Ostrea edulis (European flat oyster), 990 nucleotides long. RefSeq names its product temptin-like. The record is from RefSeq and is a predicted model, not a curated record. The transcript has 3 exons. NCBI's taxonomy places the organism in Eukaryota, Metazoa, Mollusca, Bivalvia, Ostreida, Ostreidae. Bases 230 to 733 code for a protein of 167 amino acids.